AUGGCAACUGCCAAGUUGCCCGCGGUGCCUGAGGAGGAAACCACCAUCCUCAUGACCAAGGAAGAGCUGGAGGCCCUGCGCUCAGCCUUCGAGUCUGGCGACAUCCCUCAGGCUGCCUCACGCCUCCGGGAGCUGCUGGCUAACUCAGAGAGCACCCGGCUGGAGGUGGGCGUCACGGGCGAGUCGGGAGCCGGCAAGUCGUCCCUCAUCAAUGCUCUGCGUGGCCUCGGGGCCGAGGAUCCUGGUGCAGCUCUCACUGGCGUCGUGGAGACCACCAUGCAGCCUUCGCCUUACCCGCACCCGCAGUUUCCCGACGUGACCCUGUGGGACCUGCCGGGGGCCGGUUCUCCAGGCUGCUCAGCAGACAAAUACCUGAAGCAGGUGGAUUUCGGACGCUAUGACUUCUUCUUGCUCGUCUCCCCACGCCGCUGCGGGGCCGUGGAGAGCCGCCUGGCCGCGGAGAUCCUGCGCCAGGGGAAGAAGUUCUACUUCGUGCGCACCAAGGUGGAUGAAGAUCUGGCGGCCACCCGCAGCCAGCGGCCCUCGGGCUUUAGCGAGGCCGCCAUCCUCCAGGAGAUCCGCGAUCACUGCGCGGAGCGGCUGCGGGCGGCCGGCGUGAAUGAUCCACGCAUCUUCCUGGUGUCCAACCUGUCGCCGGCCCGCUAUGACUUCCCGUUACUCGUGUCCACCUGGGAGCACGACCUGCCCGCCCACCGUCGCCAUGCCGGCCUGCUGUCCCUGCCUGACAUCUCGCUGGAGGCCCUGCAGAAGAAGAAGGACAUGCUACAAGAGCAAGUACUGAAGACGGCCUUGGUGUCCGGGGUCAUCCAGGCCCUGCCCGUGCCAGGACUGGCAGCCGCCUACGACGACGCCCUGCUCAUCCGCUCUCUGCGCGGCUACCAUCGCAGCUUCGGCUUAGACGACGACUCGCUGGCCAAGCUGGCUGAGCAAGUGGGCAAGCAGGCAGGGGACCUGCGUUCCGUCAUCCGCUCCCCUCUGGCCAACGAGGUCUCACCGGAGACUGUCCUGCGACUCUACUCGCAGUCUUCGGACGGAGCCAUGCGGGUGGCCCGUGCCUUCGAGAGGGGCAUCCCUGUGUUCGGCACUCUGGUGGCCGGGGGCAUCAGCUUCGGCACGGUCUACACCAUGCUCCAGGGCUGUCUGAACGAGAUGGCUGAGGACGCCCAACGCGUCCGCAUCAAAGCCCUGGAGGAAGACGAACCCCAGGCUGAAUUGGCCUUGGAGGCGGCUGGUGACCCUGGAGUGGAAAAGCGGGCCUCCGGGGAGGGAAGCUGCGAGGAAGCCCCGUUGUCCACCCGCAGGAAGCUCGGCCUCCUCCUCAAGUACAUUCUUGACAGCUGGAAGAGACGUGACUUGUCAGAAGACAAAUGA
Acomys russatus (golden spiny mouse) is the source of this 1392-nucleotide messenger RNA. RefSeq names its product immunity related GTPase cinema (gene Irgc). The coding region runs from base 1 to 1392 and encodes 463 amino acids. The transcript has a single exon. Lineage: Eukaryota; Metazoa; Chordata; Mammalia; Rodentia; Muridae. The record is from RefSeq and is a predicted model, not a curated record. Gene Ontology annotation, molecular function: GTPase activity; GTP binding. Gene Ontology annotation, cellular component: membrane.